UUGAAACUAUAACAAAAUGAAUCAUAUAUGUGUGAUUAAUAACUAAUUGACCAUUAGGAAUUUGUGAAAUUUAUUAGAAUUUAAUUGAGUUAUAUUUUGGACUUCCGUUAAACUAACACUUUAUUUAUUGUCCGUAAUUUGUAUUAAUCAGUUUAGUCACUAAGGCUAAUUCAAUAAACAGUAAUCGCAGUAAUAAUAUUUCAGCAACAAUUGCAACACUACUGAUAACUUAUACAUCGAUAUAGUGGGCCUAUAUAAUUCUACAUCGAAUUUUUAUUGGUAUUUUUAAAAAAAUGGAAGUUAAAUAAAAAAAAAUAUUUUAUAUCUAAUCAGAAAAAAUAACUUGCAAGGAUUAUAAGGUUGUUAUUAAUAUGAAAGAAUUGAAAAACUGAUUAGUCAGUGAAGUAAAUAAACUUAAGUCGAAAUGGAUGAUGAUUUAGACAUAUAUAUUGAAAAAUAUUGUAAAAGAUGGCGUCAUGUGAUGCUGCUUUUAAUUAUGGCUAGUACGCCUGGUAUAUUCAAUGCAAUGCAAAUAAGCUCCUAUGUUUUUAUUGCUGAUCGGCCAUCACAUUGGUGUGAUGUACCUAUUUUACAAAUGGCUGAGUGGGAUAAUAAAAUGAUUUUGGAUGUUUCAACUCCAUCUCUAAUGAAAAUGGGUAAAAUUGAAGAAUGCAAUUAUUACAAUAGAAAUUAUUCAAUUCUUGCCAAAAAUGGUUAUGAGUGGUCAAUGAAACAUUUAGAAAAUGCUAGUUUGAUACCUUGUCAAUACUAUAAUUAUGAUAAAAAAGAAUCCAUUACUACAGAAUGGAAUUUAGUCUGUAAUAAUGAAGUUCUUAAAUCUAGUAUUCAAGCAUCUUUUGCAUUAGGCAAAUUCAUUGGUGGUUUAUUUUUUGGACUACUGUCUGAUAAAUAUGGACGGAAGUUUGUAUUCAAUAUUUCUGCUUUUAUCUAUGUAGCAUCUUGUCCAGUUACAGCAAUAUUGAACUCUUAUAUAUGGUUUCUUGUUGCUCGAAUUUUUACUGGUUUUGCAACUGCUGGAAUUUAUCAAACUGGAUACACAAUUUUGACUGAAUUAACAAUUGGAAAAACACGUACCUGGGCUUGUCUUUUAUUAAAUUUUUCUUAUCCUAUUGGUUAUGUUUUAUUAGCAAUUAUUGCUUAUUACAUACACCCUUGGAGAACAUUACUACUUGCUUUAUCUUUACCAGUUUUAUCUUUAGCUAUUAAUUGCUGGUAUCUUCCUGAAUCUCCUAAAUGGUUAUUAUCUAAAGGAGCGAAGAGAUUAGCUUGGGCUACUAUGUCAAAAUUAGAACCAACUGCAGCUUAUAAAGAAACUGAAAAUGAUAACUUUACUAAUAUAAUGCCAAAAAAAAAUCAAGGAAUGUUUACAGAAUGGUUUUCUACAUUUCUAUUAAUGUUUUCCUCUUGGGACUUAAGUAUGAAAACAACAAUUGCUUUUGCAUCUUCUUUUGUGGUAGGUUUGGCAUAUUAUGUAAUUGCAUUGAAUGGUGAUAAUUUAACAGCAGAUCGUUAUUUAUAUGUUAGUUUAAAUGGCAUUGUUGAAGGAUUUGCUUAUAUUGCAACGAUACCCUUACUUUUUUAUGUAGGUCGUAAAGUAGCAACUUCAAGUCUUUAUUUUUUAUCUGGAGUAUUAUUAGUUGUUCUAUUAGCUGUACCUAAAGGAAAUAUUGUUACAAUAAUAAUUAUUGCAUUGCUUGGAAGAUUUUGUGUCAGUGCGGUAUUUUCUAUAAUUAUUCUAUAUAUAUCAGAAAUAUUUCCAACAUCAAUUCGCAAUACCAGUCUUGGAACAUCAUUAACUGUUGCACAAAUAGGAGCUAUUGUUGCACCUUAUGUUGUAGAAUUAUUGGGAGCAAAAGCAUGGUACAUUCCUAGUACAUUAUGUGGAUUACUGUCCAUUUUUAUUUCAUUCGUUAUUUUAUUAUUACCCGAAACUAAAGGGACUAAAUUACCAAAUUCAAUAGACGAUAUGAAUACUUCUAGUCCAGUUUCAUUUAAAAAUAUUUGUAAAUUUUGAUUGAUGUUACUACAUAUUUAUACUCUAGGUUGAAUAAAAGUUGAUUUUUAAAAUAGCAUAUUAAACAUAAAAAAUUUAGCUACAACAUUUUUGCUUCGAUGAAAAGAAAAGAAGGCAUUAAUUUUA
Molecule: messenger RNA, 2161 nt
Organism: Daktulosphaira vitifoliae (grape phylloxera)
Lineage: Eukaryota; Metazoa; Arthropoda; Insecta; Hemiptera; Phylloxeridae
Product: organic cation transporter protein
Exons: 11
Coding region: 425-2035 (536 amino acids)
Biological process (GO): transmembrane transport
Cellular component (GO): membrane
Molecular function (GO): transmembrane transporter activity
Source: RefSeq, a predicted model, not a curated record